CGUCGAUCGGGUCCUGAGGAAUACGCCGGACCCGAAGGUGAAGCAGAGCCCGGGAGUGUACGUUGGUAUCGCAGGUCAGGAUCCGUAUGCUCACCAUCCCUCGCACGUCGUUGACGGCAGUCGCUCAAGGUACUAUACUCAUGAACAUGCACCUCCGCGCACUGCCCCGAGAGCUCAAGCUCGGGCACACGCAUGAGGACCUCUUGUCUUUCAACGAUGCCUAUCUCGCCUCCGCACUCAAGCUCUUCCCGACCGCUUUGACCAAACCCACCUCCCCCUCGCGCUGUUCCUUCCUAGAGACACCCAUCGGCCUCGCCACCCUCAUCGUUGAGCACGCCCACGACGAGAGCCUUCCCUGGCGCGCCGCGCUCGACCUUAUCCGCGGCGCCGUCCAUGACGUUCUCGUGGAGUCGUCUAUCGCGGACGAUGACGGCUGCGAAGUGCUCUACGGGCGCGCAGGCCUGCUCUACGCGCUGAUUCGCCUCCGAUUGCUCUUCGAGAACGCGUCGGUGACGCCGGUCUCGCGCGCGGUGCACGAUGCGCAGAUCACCGCGGACAGCACGCUCGAGCGGAUCAUGGACUCCAUCCUCGCGCACGGGCGGUACGGCGCGAAGACGUACGCGGCCGAGGUCUCGUCUGCCGCCGCGCCGCCCCUGAUGUGGUCGUGGUGCGGGAAGCGCUAUCUCGGUGGCGCGCACGGCGUGGCCGGCAUUCUCCAUAUGCUUCUCCAGUGCCCGCCGCACCUCCUUUCGCCUGACGCUUGCGCCGACGUGUGGGCGACCAUCGCCUGGUUGCUCCGUCUGCAGGAUAAAGACGGUAACUGGCGGACCAAAGCACCCAACCUCGACGCCGCAUUCGACAAGAACGAGCUCAUCCAGUGGUGUCACGGCGCGCCAGGCAUCUUGAUGCUGCUCUGCCGUUCUCUUCGCCAUCCAUCCGCGAGCCGGUACAAUCACAUACUGCCGGAGCUCACGCAUGCGAUAGACAAGGCGACGUCGCUGAUCUAUCGCCAUGGGCUGCUGAGGAAGGGCUUGGGAGCAUGUCACGGCGUUGCGGGCUCUGUCUUCGCGCUCUUGACCUGCGCAAGGCUGUACCUCCACCCUCCACCUGCGUGGACGAAAGGCAAGACCCCAGCCUACGCUAGCCACACCCGCGUCGACAGCGGCGAUCUCAGCGACGGCAGUGCCUCGCCAACGCCACGGACUUCGCCUACCACGCCGCCCACCGCCACCUUCGCCGCCGCUACGCACACUCCCCUCCCCACGCCGCUUGCCACCCUCGCCGACCAUCCGUCCCUACUCUCUUCGCCGCUCCCGACGCCCAUUAUCGGGGAGUUGGACGACCUGGAGGCGAAGGGACGCAAAGCUCUCUACCGGGCCGUCCAUCUCGCGCACCUGGUGCUCUCGCCGGAGGUGUUCGCGAAGAUGUUUGUGCCCGAUCGCCCACAUAGCCUGUACGAAGGGCUAGCGGGUAUGUGCUGCGCGUGGGCGGCAGUGUUGGCCGCUCUGAGAGGGUGCGGGGCGAAGGAGGGGUGUUGGGGGAUGCCUGGAUAUGAUGAUUUGAUGUUAUGAGAGGUGGGAGGUGGGGGGUCGGCAGGGAAGCCUUGGACGGUUGGACGCUGAGUACUUAGGACCGCACUGAAUUGACUUGAUACGGAACCAUUUGGGGUUGGAUGCCCGGCUGACAUACACUUUGAUGAUACUCACAGUCGACAUACACUUUGGGACCUUGUGGACAUGAUGGCGAUACUCACCUCGCAAUAUAGGAAUGUACACUAGUAGCUACUUACGAUACAUAGAUGAUAGAACCGACGUGCCCGGGAAAUAAUUGAUGAUCUGGAUCGCCGCCUUCUAUGGCAAACAUGAACAUCGUUUGUUUGCCCUGGGAGGAAACGCGAUCAAACACUUGCCUUGACC
Messenger RNA from Schizophyllum commune H4-8, 1916 nucleotides. RefSeq lists its product as uncharacterized. Bases 147 to 1571 code for a protein of 474 amino acids. The record is from RefSeq and is a predicted model, not a curated record. The transcript is spliced from 2 exons. Gene Ontology annotation, biological process: carbohydrate metabolic process; peptide modification. Gene Ontology annotation, cellular component: plasma membrane. Lineage: Eukaryota; Fungi; Basidiomycota; Agaricomycetes; Agaricales; Schizophyllaceae.